Messenger RNA from Mollisia scopiformis, 486 nucleotides. RefSeq lists its product as uncharacterized. The record is from RefSeq and is a predicted model, not a curated record. NCBI's taxonomy places the organism in Eukaryota, Fungi, Ascomycota, Leotiomycetes, Helotiales, Mollisiaceae. The transcript is spliced from 2 exons. Bases 1 to 486 code for a protein of 161 amino acids.
AUGGCUUCUAAAGUCUCCUCCGUCUGUGCUACCAACGGGUCUGCCAGAAUAUCAAAAAGAAAGAGAAGCAUCUGCUCUUGCCCCCACUUCAAUCCAUACGGACGCAAGCGUCAAUCCUCAUCAAUCACCACCGUUCCCCUCGACUUCCCCUCCUACCAGCACAUCUCACCACCGUCCAUCCCCUCACUCAAGUCCUUCAACCACGACGCCAACUCUAGCCUCAUCCACCCCAACCCAAACCCAGAGACCCGCAAACGCAAGCGCAACUUACGACACGAUAUUAAUUUCAUCAUCGAGUCUGCUGGCAGGAACGUCACGUACCGUCCCGAAGCAGCACAUUUCUCCUACUCCUUAGCGAGACUCGACGGCAGCGCCGAUAAUACUGGGGUGCGGUAUGCGGGAGGAGAAGAACAGAGUUUAGAUAUUCGGAUCACGAGGAUGCGUUGCAUCAUCAAGGGAUUUGAGAAGGCGUUUUGGCAGACGUGA